AUGCACAUAUUAAAUUUGAAAAAUGCAAAAAAGUCCAGCUGGGAUCAAUAUUUUGGUAGUAAAGAUAAAUGUGACUAUAUACAAAAUGGGACCGUAUUAUUUGAUAAUAGCAGUAUCAAUAAUUAUUAUGUUUUACUUUGUUUCUAUAAAGAAUGCAAAGAAACUGGCGCAAUUUGCAUUCAAAGAACUAAUAAAGUGUGUACAUUACUUGAAGAAACAGUAUUUACCAAUUGUAGUUCCACCACAGAAUAUGGUGGAGGGUCUGUUUAUUAUAACUGCCAAGCAGAUGGAGAGUUCGUCCAACAUCGAACAUGUUAUUAUGCGUCAAUAGCAGAGCAAGCUAUGGCAUUUGCUCAAGCUGCUAAGCAAUACCUUUCUAAUAAAAACUAUGCAAUUGAAGUUUCUGUUCUUAAAUGUGGAGAAAAUGAAGAAAAAGGAAGUUACACAUUUGGUAUUUCUUUUGGCGAUAUAUGUUUUGAUAAUAACAACAUCACAAACAACAAAUGUAUUCAUCAAUAA
Trichomonas vaginalis G3 is the source of this 519-nucleotide messenger RNA. RefSeq lists its product as uncharacterized. The coding region runs from base 1 to 519 and encodes 172 amino acids. The transcript has a single exon. The record is from RefSeq and is a predicted model, not a curated record. NCBI's taxonomy places the organism in Eukaryota, Parabasalia, Trichomonadida, Trichomonadidae.